UAGAGAUUGUCAAAGCAAGUAUUUGAUCAAUCAAUGCUUUCCCCGCGUUGCGCUGUGAGUAUAAAAUCAAGCUUUUGGGUCCCAACACUAGAGCUCUGAUGGUGUUUCCUUAGCUAUCUUGGCUAUCUCUUGGCUGUCUUGGCUUCCCAGACUUGCUGAAGUCAGCUUCUCCAACAUGCGUUUCUCGACGUUCGUCAUAGCGUUUACUUCCUCUGCCGUAACAGCUUUGGCAGCUCCAUCAGCGAAUAAGCACGUGCUGCACGAAAAGCGGGAUGGCGAGCCGCAUUUCUGGGAAAAGCGCGAUCGCGCCGCCCCAAACCAAGUGCUACCAAUCCGCAUUGGCCUUCGUCAGCGCAAUCUAGAAAACGCAGAGAAGUACAUUCAUGACGUUUCUGACCCCAACUCACCAAACUUUGGCAAGCAUUGGACCGCCAAGGAGGUGGCCAACAAGUUCUCUCCAUCCUCUGAAUCGAAAUUCGCCGUAGUGAAAUGGCUUGUCGAUUCAGGAAUUGAACGCCCGCGGAUCUCACUAUCUAAAGGCCACAACUGGGUACAAUUUGAUGGUACCGUCGAAGAGGCGGAGAAUCUUUUCUCAACAGAGUACUGGCACUACCGGCACAUUAAAAAUGGAGGGCUUCGACUCGCCGUCGACACGUAUAGUUUACCAGAGCAUGUCCAGAAGCACAUCGACUUCGUGAUGCCCACAGUGCAAUUAGAUGGCCUCAAGCCCGUCGCAAACACUAACCACGGACGUGACGCAAUGGCUAUCAUUCCAGGAGGCGCGUCUUUGGGCUCUCUGCCCUGCGGAAAGCUAAUCACCAUUGAAUGUCUGCGCAAGCUGUACAAGUUUCCCGUAGGUAAAACGGCUGCGGAGAGUAACAAGAUUGGCAUAGCGGAAUGGGCAGACUAUCUCUACGAGCCCGAUUUGCCGCUGUACUUCAAGAAUUUCACGACGCCUGAGAUCUCCGCAGACACUCGACCAGAAUUCGUCGCCAUUGAUGGUGGCUUGACGGCAAACCUAACUACGAUCUCCCAAGGAUCGGGUGUCGAGGCAGCUUUAGACGUACAAGCGGCAUAUGCUAUUGUGCAUCCGCAACAGGUCCGCUAUUACCAAGUCGGCGACGGCAUCAACGUCGACAGCGUUGGAACUUUCAACAUCUUCCUCGAUGCUCUUGACGAGAGUUACUGCACGUACGAGGGCGGCGAUCAGCCAUAUGUGGAUCCGGCCUACCCCGACCCGAAUGCAAAUGAGGCGGGCUACCAGGGCCCCCUACAGUGCGGUGGAGCGCCCAAGUCCAACGUCAUAUCUGUGAGCUAUGGUCAAAUUGAAGGAGCUCUACCAUAUUUCUAUCAGGUUCGCCAGUGCCAUGAAUGGAUGAAGCUAGCGCUCCAAGGCGUGAGCGUGAUCUACGCGAGCGGUGACUCUGGUGUGGCCAACCGGUACAACGCGGGCUAUCCCAACUCAUGCCUCAACGCGGAGAAGCAGUUUGUCGACAACAAUGGAACUAGAUACUCGCCUUCUUUCCCCGGUAACUGCCCCUACAUUACCACUGUGGGCGCCACCACGCUCCUCGGCAACGACACCGACAGCGGAGAACGCGCAGUCUCAGUCCCUGGCUCGGGACCAGCUAACGCGUAUUAUUCCGGCGGUGGUUUUUCGAAUUACUUCCCCGUACCCUCGUACCAGGCUUCUGCCGUGCGCCACUUCAUGAAAAACUACGCCCCCAACUAUGGGCCCAAUGUGUACAACGACACCGGCAAAGCGCGCGGCUUUCCCGACGUGGCGGCAAUCGGGUUAAACGUCGCUACGGUCUGGAAUGGUUCCACGUACGGUGUCGGCGGAACCAGCGCCAGCGCCCCGAUCUUCGCCGGCAUCGUGACGUUGUUGAACGAGGCGCGCAUCGCGAUUGGCAAGGGCCCUAUUGGUUUCCUGAACCCAACCCUCUACAAGCAUCCCGAAGCUUUCAAUGAUAUCACCAUUGGUAACAAUCCUGGCUGUGGUACGGGUGGGUUCAACGCAACCCCGGGUUGGGACCCAGUAACAGGUCUGGGUACGCCUAACUACGAGAAACUGUUACCCAUCUUCUUACAACUUCCUUGAAAGAGCGCGAGAUAGAAUGAAGUUCAUAUUUAUAUGUGAAUCUACUGAGAGUGGUUAUAUAGAGCUAUAUAUGUAUAUAUAUCCUGUGGUUGAUACUACACUAUAAAGUACAUGAUAUCAUGUAGAAUAGGGUACUUUAUUCCUCUUCAA
Xylaria bambusicola is the source of this 2251-nucleotide messenger RNA. Its product is annotated as peptidase S8/S53 domain-containing protein. Lineage: Eukaryota; Fungi; Ascomycota; Sordariomycetes; Xylariales; Xylariaceae. Gene Ontology annotation, biological process: proteolysis. The transcript is spliced from 6 exons. The coding region runs from base 176 to 2101 and encodes 641 amino acids. The record is from RefSeq and is a predicted model, not a curated record. Gene Ontology annotation, molecular function: tripeptidyl-peptidase activity; serine-type endopeptidase activity.